Messenger RNA from Salvia miltiorrhiza (redroot sage), 2917 nucleotides. RefSeq lists its product as uncharacterized. The transcript is spliced from 6 exons. NCBI's taxonomy places the organism in Eukaryota, Viridiplantae, Streptophyta, Magnoliopsida, Lamiales, Lamiaceae. Bases 388 to 2583 code for a protein of 731 amino acids. The record is from RefSeq and is a predicted model, not a curated record.
AAUUUGAAGUAGAUGAGUAUCUAUAGAUUAAAAUGAGGGGAAACAAAAAUCUGAAAUUUGAAUUUUCACCAAAAAUCGGCUUUGUGAAGGCGGUUCCGUGCCUGGCCGGUUCCAGUUACCCUGGACAACGCUAACGCGAUUGGCCAAUUUCAGAAAAGCGAAUCCCUACUUACUUCCCGCCAAACCGUCUGCCGCGAAUUACUUGAAUCUUACAAAUAUACCGCACUCCAUUUCACUAGCAUCUCUCUCCUUUUCUCUCUCUCGCGCUUUGAGCCGGUGUGUCUGUGAGUCUGUGACUGUUGCAGCUUCAGAAUCAGGCCACUCAGUUUUGCUGCCCCAGUUCAUAUGCAAGUUAGAAGAAACAUUUGUUGAUUUUUUCUCUCAACAAUGGAGCUGAGGAAUUGCAGUGUUAAGCAUUUUAUCCAAACUAUUAGGGAUGGGUUGGUGAUAAAAGUUUGCAAUAUCAAUGCCAAUGGAAGGCCAGUGACUCGAACCAAGAUUUUGAAGGAUGUAUAUGAUAGUGAAGAUGCCAAAAGACUACAGAAGACUCCUUCAGGUUCGCUUUUUGUUAAUAAACAAGUGAACCAUGGAAGUUCGUGUUUUCCGGUGGCUGCUAGGGCAUUAUGGGAAACAAAAUCUGAACCUAGUGAUAGUGCUCCCAGUGCUGAUGGGGAUUCAGACAGUGAUGUGAAUGAUGCUAUCACAUUAUCACAGCUCAAGAACCGGUUAUUGACAAAGAGAAGGAAGUAUGUUCCCGCUGAUGAGAAAGCUGUGGAAGAUGAAUCUGAUCUUAACGAGCCGCUUAUCAAUUUCAAAUCAAAGCAUUCAAAGGCCACAUGGGCUAAAAGGAGACGCCUGAAUUCAAGUUCUAUUUCCUCUGCAACCAUUGAAGUAACUAUUAAAUCCGAAGAGAAUUUGGUUUCUGAAGGUUCCGAGCAAGCUGGUGGUGAACCUACUCCACUCAUUCGCAUCAAAGUCGAGGCUCCAGAUGCUGAGCAAUUAGGAGGCUACAAUGAAAUGCCUUCAGCCUCAUCAGCUGGUCAUAAUGUGGUAGUAAAUUCUGGUCAGAUAACAGUUCUACCUGACCAUGACAGAGAACCAUAUGAAGAGUGUCUUACCAAUGAGGUGUCUUAUGAUCAUUUGGAGGAUGUUGAACCUAUUUCUGUUAUUUUUACUCGGGAUGAAGGGAACAUCAGGUUGGAAACUCUGGAAUCUGAAUGCAAGGAGUUGCUGGGUUCUGCACUAGGAGAAAUCACGAAGCCAAAAGAGAAAUGUUUUUCAGUAACUUCGUUUUCUGAUGAUCCAGAUGCAGAUGUGUCCUGUCGUUCUAGUAAUUCUUCAGUUAUGCCCGAUGAAUGUAGUUCUAGCUACCAGGUUCCUGAUAUGGCUAUUGAUGGUUGCAUCACACCUCCUCAGGGAGCUAACUCUGUUUUAUUUGAGGGUAAAGCUGAGGCAGAUCUUCUCUCUGAGCUAAACAACUCUCUAAGUAGCCCUGGCAAGAACUAUGACUCCAACUCAGGUUCCAUUACGACCUCAAGUACUAAGGAAAAUCCCAUUUCCAUGACAGAUACUAGUGCUGAUGGGGAGCAACUUUCAACAUCUUCCUUUGAUACUGUUAUGAGGAAUGACUUCAAUACUGAAGGUCAUACCGAACAUGAGUUAUUGAAACCUUUGGACAAGCAGAAUUCAGAAUUUCCAAUAACUUGUACAGCAAAUGAGUAUUCGUUAGAUGACAAAACUUGUGAUAGUGCUGACACAAUUUCAAAACCAGAGCAACACCAACUUCCUGAAAGACCCCAACACCAUCUUCCUGAAAGACUCUUUUCCACCCGUAAGGCCUUGUCUCCAUCUUCUCAAGAGCAAUUGUGUUUGGUGAUGAAUUCUGUUGAAAGCGGGAACGAUGCCGAUCAAAUUAUUGAUUAUGAAUGCAAGGAGAAACUCUUUGAAAACCAGACUAUAAAGAAGCCUUCAUCUCUGAGAUCAGAGGUUCAGUAUGACAAAAAAACUGUGAGUCACAGAUUGCCUGGACAGGUUAGCCAGCAGAAAUUCGUCAUAAGUCCGAGAUGCAUCAGCAAGAGAUCAAAGAUAGCCAAAGGCAAUCUUGAGGGCCCUCGUUUCUCACGUACUUUACCUAAUCUCAGUACUGGGUGUACCUCUGUUCAAGGUUGUUCCGAAAGUGCUGUUGCAUUCUCACAGAGACAGAUGCAUGAUAUGGAGUCUGUUGCACUAAAACUGAUGAAUGAGUUGAAGUCCAUGAAGGACUUUGUAGAACAAAAAUUGCUAUUUGAAGCAUACCGCAAUGCUUCCUUAAAAAAUGAUGCAGAUGAGGUAAAAUCGGCCAUUAAUAAUGCUAUAAAAGCUGAAGAAACGGCUAGAAAGUGGAUGUCUAUGAUGGCGAGGGACUGCAACCGAUUCUGUAAAAUAAUGAAAAUGACGCCGGACAGCACAUCUUCUUCAAAAGAUGGUUUAGCCAAGGGGGAGAGGAAGAUCAUGUUUGCCGAUGAAGCUGGUGGGAAGCUAUGUCAUGUCAGAUUUUUUUAUGACAGCACUGCCUCUCCAGCUUCUAAUGUUGUAGAUCAUUGAGGCCAUCAAAUGCAUUCUGGUUUGCUUAAACGCUUCUUGUACUUGACCUGUUGAGUAUCGAGUGCAUGCGUGCUCGGAUAUAGAGAGAAAAAGAAAGAGAGUUGCUGCUUGUGUAUUCCUUAGUAUGGCUGCUAAUCAUACUGAAGAUCACUCAUAUCCAUGAUACCCUAUCUCUUAUUCAAAUUUCCUUUGUAGCUUAAAUACAUUCUUACUGUGGUAAAUAAGGGAGAAAUGGUCAUGCAUACCCCCACCCAAGUUGUAUUGUAACCUUACGAAUAUAUUGUAAUUGAAGUAUUCAAUUGUUUUAUGGUAUCACCAGCUGUUGUGCUCAUAA